GUUUCAGAGUAUUUCCGUUAUGGACUGGUUAUUCUGUCACUAUGGAGGGCGCUGUCCCUCAAGCGCAGUGGAAAGUUUGUCGCGACUGCAACGUUGAGCAGCCGAUCGAUCAGUUUUUGGAUCGUCGUGGUAACGGCAGGAUUGUCAGAAAGUGCCUGGAUUGCCGGGACAAGCAGAGGGCAUCAGUUACGAUUCAAUUGUUUCCAUUCUAUCGUUCUUCAUCUCCAAGCUGACUAGCUGACUUGGUACACCAGGAACAUGCGUCGAAUGCUGCUAUUUCGGCAGCCAGUGCGAUCGCCCGCCGCGCGGCCGCCUCGAAUUAGAUACGAUUCAAUGCAAUUGCAGUAUACGGGAAUCAUUGGCCGACGGACAGGUUUCUGGCGCUUCGUCUCUCGCACCCAUAAUGAACACAGUAGUAUACAGGACGAACAGUUGAUGAGCCGAUUGUCCUCCGGCAGGGACAGGAAAAUUGCCAGGAGCGAGAGAGAGGAAGGAAGC
This is a messenger RNA of Parathielavia appendiculata, 498 nucleotides long. RefSeq lists its product as uncharacterized. The transcript is spliced from 2 exons. Bases 42 to 233 code for a protein of 63 amino acids. NCBI's taxonomy places the organism in Eukaryota, Fungi, Ascomycota, Sordariomycetes, Sordariales, Chaetomiaceae. The record is from RefSeq and is a predicted model, not a curated record.